CAGUGGUGAAACUUUUUCUUACCAAAGGUGAAGUUUUUGGAGAUGGAGAGGAAUUGAAGGAGGGACCACCAACUGGGGAUGAGGACAAAAUCUCCAAACGGCUUCCGUACGGACGUUUUCCACUACCCUGAAGAAACACAGUAGAGAGAAAGGAUUACCAAUCGUAUAUAAGAGGUGGCCAAUACUGUUCACAGGAAGGAAGAUAGAGGAAAAAACCCUAAACGCAUUCUAAUCGAAACCCUACUGAUUUCCAGCCACCACCACUAAACACGAAGAGAGUUCGGCCGCUACUGUUCAAUAACGAGGAAGAAAAGAUUUUAUCGCCGCAACGUCACGGCAAGCAAAAGGGCGGUGAUUAUGAGGAGCUUACAGUUGGCGACUCGAAGAAGCUAGAAGCGUAGGAGAUCAUAUACCUGUUCAUUCGUCUCCAAAGUAUCCCGAUCCGAAUAGAGAUGGCUGGAAGAGGUAGAGAUGAUGCUGCAAUUGCUGAGGCUCUGGGUAUGCUAGCUGGAGUACUUGGGGGAAAUCCGAAUGUUGUGGGAAUGGGAGCUGCUCGUCAACUGAGUGAGUUCCAGAAGAACAAUCCUCCAAUGUUCAAGGGAGCAUACGAUCCAGAUGGCGCUCAGAAGUGGUUGAAGGAGAUUGAGAGGAUCUUCCGAGUGACUGAGUGUGCCGAUAACCAGAAGGUCAGGUUCGGUACGCAUAUGCUGUCAGAGGAAGCGGACGAUUGGUGGGUUGCUACCCGCACUGAAUUGGAAGCUGUUGGGAAUGCUGAGAUUACUUGGGCUGUGUUCCGAGAGAGAUUCCUGAGGAAGUACUUUCCAGAGGAUGUCAGAGGAAAGAAAGAGAUAGAGUUCUUGGAAUUGAAGCAGGGCAAUCGGUCGGUUACUGAAUAUGCUGCUAAGUUCACAGAGCUGUCGAAGUAUUACACUCCCUAUAACGAGGCUACUGGGGAAUUUUCGAAAUGUGUGAAGUUUGAGAACGGGUUGCGUCCCGAGAUCAAGCAGGCUAUUGGAUAUCAGCGGAUCAGAGUGUUUUCUGACUUGGUUGACUGUUGCAGGAUUUUUGAACAGGAUUCCAAAGCCAGAGCAGAGAGCUAUCAGCAAAGGGUUGAUAGGAAAGGCAAGAAUCAGAAUGAUCGUGGAAAACCGUAUGCAGCUGGCAAAGGUUUUCAGAGACAGAGUGGGAUGAAGAGGCCUAGUGGGGGAGACUCCAGUGCCCCUGCUAAGUGUUACAGAUGUGGUCAGGCUGGGCAUCGUAUCCAUGAAUGUACCAGUAAUGAGAAGAAGUGUUUCAAGUGUGGAAAAGGUGGUCAUUUGGCUGCAGACUGCCGGUUGAAGACUGUGACUUGUUUCAACUGUGGAGAGUUGGGUCAUAUUAGUCCACAGUGUCCUAAGCCGAAGAAGGAGAACCAGUCGGGAGGCAAGGUCUUUGCUUUAUCGGGUUCUGAGACUUCUGCAGAUGAUCGUUUGAUCCGAGGUAACGAGCAGUGAUUGAGUAGGAGCUAGUACUUGGAGUCUAGAGUAGUUCAUUAGGGGGUCAUGCUCUGAUAGAUGUAACAUCGGGAAGGGAUGUUUUGAAUGUUUUACUGUUGGUUAUGAACCAUUUUACAUGUAAUGUGUUACAUGUUUUGAUUGAUUUGAUUUAUAUCCGCUGCGAUUUAUGCGAAUGUUUAUUUGAUUAAAUAAAGAGCAUGACUGUUAUUUUGGAACAUGGU
This is a messenger RNA of Lathyrus oleraceus (garden pea), 1717 nucleotides long. RefSeq lists its product as uncharacterized. Gene Ontology annotation, molecular function: zinc ion binding; nucleic acid binding. The transcript is spliced from 3 exons. The record is from RefSeq and is a predicted model, not a curated record. Bases 453 to 1493 code for a protein of 346 amino acids. Lineage: Eukaryota; Viridiplantae; Streptophyta; Magnoliopsida; Fabales; Fabaceae.